GAUGAAAACCCAAAGGUUAACCUAGAAAUGCUAUAAAUUGAGGGCAGUUCCUAAACUCAAUAUCUGCAACCAAUACUAAAAAUCCACUAGUAAAACCCUUAUCUAAAAAUGGCAGUGAUGAGUUAUAACAAAGCAGAAGGCAGGCUAUACGAGUCAACUCAGACUCGGCCAGUUCCUUACAUACAAACUGUUGGCCAAGAGAGCGGAGGAGACGAUGAUGACGACGACUCUGACGUGGCUCCGGCGGCUUGAUCAUGUGCAUUUUGCCGUAUAUUUGCUAUUUAUAAACUUAAAUAGCAGUCAGUUUUUUCAGUAUAGUAAUUGUGCUUCUUGUCAUAGAACCUCACACACACACAUAUAUCUAUUUAGCUGAAGCACUAGAUCGUGCAUGCCUGUAUAUCCAUGUCGCAAGCGGGCCUUUAUAGUAUGUAUUACAUAAACAACAUUUCUGACUCUGCAGUGUUGAGAGAUUUAGUUAGCUUUAAGUAUUAAUGUAAUGUAUCGUGUGUCAAUUACUUAUUAAUCAUGAAAUAAUAUCAAUUAUGUACA
Brassica napus (rape) is the source of this 549-nucleotide messenger RNA. RefSeq lists its product as uncharacterized. The coding region runs from base 109 to 252 and encodes 47 amino acids. The record is from RefSeq and is a predicted model, not a curated record. The transcript has a single exon. Lineage: Eukaryota; Viridiplantae; Streptophyta; Magnoliopsida; Brassicales; Brassicaceae.